GAAAAACCAAAACUAAGAAAAUAAAACAACAACCAAAAUAUACAGGAGAGCAGCUCAGCAUUACUAGCUUUAGAAGAAAACCUGCAAAAAUAAACCCUCUGGAAGCUUCCUUAAUGGAGAGCAGAUAAUCAGAUGGAGCAGCCAAGCUGGUCGUCUGAACCCCCAACUCAUCCACUCCCCGGGGGCUGGGACGAGCAGAGCACUCAUCAAAUUACAGAGAUCUGUCAUCCUAAACCCUCGCUAUCAAGUGACAGAGGAUGCACUGAAACACCUGCAAAGCUGCACAGGAGGGCACAGGGAAGAAGAGCCUUUCAGCAUCCUCCAGCCAGGGCCGGGGCUCGCCGGGGCUCGCAGCAUCCGGGCCGGGGCUCGCCGCGGCGCUCGGGAGCUGGCAGCAGCCGUGUGCCAGCAUGCCGGCGCAGCAGAAGAAGCUGCUGUUCUGCACGGCCGGCGUGCUGAGCCUGGCCUGCGCGCUGGGCACGGCGGCGGCCGUGGGCAGCCAGCUCUGGGUCAGGGGCACGACCCUCUGCAGCACCGGAGCGCUGCUCGUCAACGCCAGCGGCGCGGAGCUGCACAAGUUCAUCGGCGACAUCCAGUACGGGCUCUUCUCCGGGCAGCGGGUGCGGCAGUGCGGGCUCGGGGGCAGACCCGUCCAGUUCUCAUUUUUUCCAGAUUUGCUCAGAAUUAUCCCUGCAAGCAUCCACGUUAGUGUCAUUCUCUUCUGUACGGUGCUGAUUGUCUUUGCCCUGGUGGGAGCAGGGUUCUUCAUGUUCAAUGCUUUUGGCAGCCCCUAUGAGACGCUGCACGGCCCCGUGGGGCUCUACCUGUGGAGCUUCAUCUCCUGUUCCUGUGGCUGCCUCAUCAUGAUUCUCUUCUCCUCAGAGGUGAAGAUCCACCACCUUUCAGAGAAAAUUGCUAACUUCAAAGAGGGAACUUUUACAUUCAAGACUCACAGUGAGCAGUUUGCAAAUUCCUUCUGGACCAUCCUGGUUUGCUCCCUGGUGCACUUCCUCAAUGCCCUGCUAAUCCGAUUUGCUGGAUUUGAAUUUCCCUUUUCAAAACCAAAAGAUUCAGGGACAAUCACAGGAGCAGUUGACUUGAUGUAUUAAAAUGAUGGGAUUUAAGAACACUUCAAGCAAAGAAAUUUGUCACUGUUACAUCAACAACCACCAGAUGUACCAACUUGUGAAUGAUUGCUCUAGAGAAGGUAAAAAAAAAGGAAGUUUCAAAUAAGUGUUACUAUGGUGUAAGCAGUGAACAAAAGAAGAUGUGCUGUAUGGUAAUGUCUGGAUGGAAAAACCCUGUAAGACAUUUUUUUUUCUUUAAACUGUUUAAAAAGUGGCUGGUAUGAAGCAACAUAGGAAUCUCAGUAGCAUGGCACUGAACCUGGAAAGUCCAGUCAGUGGGUUGCAGUAGAAGCUCACACUCACCAGCAGCAGCUCUGCCCUUCAGCCCUGGGGAAGGCGAGGAUGCAGCUGUGACCACGUCAGAGCAGCAGGGCCCAGGGACACCCAGCAAGGGACAGGACAAUGCCCAGGCUCUGCCCCAGCACCCCUCAGCUCAAGUGCAGCGCUCAGAGGGCACAACACUAACACCUGCACUUUGAUCUGGCUCCACAGGCAUGGCAUCAGCAUCAUCCCUCUCCAUGGAGCUCUCUGGGCUUUUCCUUUUACCAAACCAAACUGCUCCAAACCCAAAGUCCUGGGAGCCCUCGUUUCCCCAGCAGUUGCUGCAGCUUGGUGACAAAGCUGGCACAGCAGAUGCAGGGGAGAUGCCACGUGCUCCUGCUUGCCUGAGGGAGGCAGCCAGGCUUGGCAGAGCUGAACAGACCCUCUGCAGCUCAUCAGGCAAAGGGCAUGUCCCAGGGCAGGGCCACAGGAGUGAGCCCAGGUACCUCCACCUUCCACUGCCCCCCCAGAGAACAGCCCUGCAAGUUCUUAUCAAACAAUACCAAUAAACCCCAUCAGAACCCCUGGUGAAGGGCAGCAAUAACAGCAGACAGGCUGCAGCUCAGCAAGGACUGAGGAACAAACACAGGAGGGUCUGGCGUGGGAAGCCAGAACAGACAGGUGCAUCAGCCCUCGCCUCUGGACAUCCCCAAGUCAGCUAAAGCACGAGAUGCUUCCCCAGGCAGAGCAUCAUCCCACCAAACACUGCCUCUGUGGGUUACCUGGGUGCCUUGGAGAUGAGCUGCUCCUCACAGGACACAGAAACAGUCCCCAGAACCAAGAGAGGCAGAGAGGCCCUGCCCCAUUUAUCUGCAGGGGCUGUGCCCAGCUGUGGGUGAGGAGCAAUCCCUGGCAGCUGGAGUGAGGAGCAAUGCCAGCCAGCAUCCACCCAGUGCCCAGGUACAGAUCAGACCCAGGUAUCACAGCCCUCUGCACUUCAGGAUCGACCAGCCCACGAGGCCUUACUGACUUUGAUGUCAUAUUUUUGUAUUUUUACUGUGAAAGGCAAAACACUGCCAGGUUGUUGCAAAGGUUUGUCAGCUGUGUCUUCCCCCAGGUAGCUCUGCCUCUGCAUCUCCCUGGAUUUUAUCAGUGUGGAAGGGCUUCCGCAACUCAGCACAACUCCCAGCUUUUUUCAUCAUUUUCUUCAUAAACUGUAUGCAUAUUCCUCCUAUUGUUAAUAUACGUUCUUAAAGCAUACUUUGUGUUGCAUCUCAUGGUAUUGUUUACUGCACAGCAAACCCAGACACAUUCCUUUACCGUGCAGACAGGAGCGGCCCCAGCCUGGGGUCUGGGAGCCCUCACAGGGGUCCCUGUGCCCAAAGCCCAGCCUGACCACCCCACAUCCCACCCUGCACCCAAACACCAGCCCAGCUAUUCCUAAGGCAAACAGCAACUCCUUACCAGCAAAAUAAAACGAAAACAAUGCUUGUGGGUUUUACGGGCUGGACGAGCAGGUAUGGUCUGCCCAGAGCAAACUGUGAGGAAGCCCCAGGACAGACCCUGCAGGAACCCCAGGAAGGACCCGGGGGAGCCCCAGCAUGGACCCUGGACCUCUUUGCAUCCAGGAAAAUGCCCCUGCUCCUGCCCCACUUUGGAAAACACCCCUGCUCCUGCCCCGUGCUGGAAAAUACCCUGCUCCUGCCCCACUUUGGGAAAUACUCCUGUUCCUGCCCCAUGCUGGAAAAUGCCCUGCUCCUGCCCCG
Motacilla alba alba is the source of this 3154-nucleotide messenger RNA. RefSeq names its product clarin 1 (gene CLRN1). Gene Ontology annotation, biological process: equilibrioception; sensory perception of sound. The coding region runs from base 411 to 1109 and encodes 232 amino acids. The record is from RefSeq and is a predicted model, not a curated record. The transcript is spliced from 3 exons. NCBI's taxonomy places the organism in Eukaryota, Metazoa, Chordata, Aves, Passeriformes, Motacillidae.